Salvia miltiorrhiza (redroot sage) is the source of this 1453-nucleotide messenger RNA. Its product is annotated as myb family transcription factor PHL8-like. The coding region runs from base 435 to 1337 and encodes 300 amino acids. The transcript is spliced from 5 exons. Gene Ontology annotation, molecular function: DNA-binding transcription factor activity; DNA binding. The record is from RefSeq and is a predicted model, not a curated record. NCBI's taxonomy places the organism in Eukaryota, Viridiplantae, Streptophyta, Magnoliopsida, Lamiales, Lamiaceae.
AGGGAACGUGCCUUUCUCUCUUUUCACCCGACCCCCCCCCCCCCCCCCCCGCAGAAUUACGCCCCAAGUGCGCACCGGGGAGUGGUAGCAACAGCGAGGAUCUCUAAUUUUGUCAUUUUGGUACGUUCACAAAUAUCAAUCCCUUUCUUUUUUUUGAAAACUUUCUAUGACAGGAUGGAUCCCUUUCUCCACUCAUAAUAUUGUUAACACUAUUUUUUUUAAGUCUCAACUCACAAUACUCUCGACUAUUUUAUCAAAAUCUGUGUCGACUCCUUAGGACAAUUUUUUAUAAUUAAGCAGAUGAAGUAUAUAUGUGAACUUGACCAUAAUUUGCUACUAAAAAACACAACAUAUACAUAGAGAGAGAGGGAUAAAAACAAUAAACCACACACUUUUCUUCUUUACUCUGCUUUUGAGGCUCAAAUGGAAGUGUGAUGCUUUUCAGUGCAAGCAUCACAGAUUCUCUCCAAUCUUCCAAGUCAAACAACAGAAUAAACAAAGUACACUAUCCACAAAUGAGAGAUGAGAGAGAAAGUAAAAGAGCCACAGCUCAUGGCAUAUAUUCCCUUACAUAUAUAAUAAAACAACAUACACACUACAUGCAUGUCUCAAACUUAGCUACCUUAAAAAACAAGAAAAUUUUACUAAUGUACAACAACAACAACAACAAGAUGAGGCUGCUUCUAUCAAGCGAUGCGAAGCCUCGGCUCCGAUGGACGUCGGAGCUCCACCACCAGUUCGUCGCCGCCGUCGACCGCCUCGGCGGCGCUCACAAAGCAACGCCUAAAUCUCUGAUGAGGAUCAUGGCCGUUGAUGGCCUCACUUUGUACCAUCUCAAGAGCCAUUUGCAGAAAUAUAGGAUGGGAAGGAGCCACCAAAAUAAGCAACAAAACUCUGGUGAGAAAACGAGCCGUCACUCUACCAACAAGACCACCCGCGACAGCUCUACUACAGGAAAUUUGCAGAUGACGAUGGCUCUGCAAAUGCAAAUGGAGGUGCAGAGGAAAUUGCACGAACAAAUCGAGGUUCAGAAAGAUCUGCAGCUAAGAGUGGAAGCUCAAGGCAAGUAUCUGCAAAGAGUGGUGAGAAAGGCGCAGGAAACCAUAUCUGAGUACGGCUCUUGCUCCAUCGAGGCAGAGCAUGCGAGAGCUCAGCUCGCUGAGCUCGCCUCGAUGGUGGACUCGGUCGAGAGCUCUCUCACAUCAUCGUCGGAGGCUUCCACGCAACGUUGUCAGCUCCGAGAGAGGAGCUUUCUCUCUCUCUCUCUGCAUCCGGAGGAAUCCAUUGAUUUGAACUGCACCAAAUCGGUUCCUAAAUUUAUAGAUUUGAACAGUUGAUUUUUCUUUAGUGUGGUGUUUUGUUAGAGACGUACCAAUUUCUCUUGUACAAAAAUGUUAUGUUUUGAGCACUUAUAUGUUUUUCUUUGAAAGUAAUACUACUAGAUUUAUCCAAA